CCAAAGGACCCAAGGCUUAACUAUGCUCCCUCGAGUUUUAUAUUCAUGAACAUUCCGUCGAUCUCGCAGUUUCAAUGGCAUCCUUUUAGUAUUACAUCGAGCUCUAGUGUAGACAAACACACAAUGUCUGUUAUGAUGAAAUGUGAAGGCAAAUGGACAGAUUCUGUUUACAAGAAAUUAGAAGAAGCUGCAGAUUCGAAUACUAAGAUUAACAACAUUACCAUAAGAGUAGAAGGUCCUUAUGGACCUGUCUCCGUAGAUUUCCUCAGGUAUGAUACUCUUUUCCUUGUGGCGGGGGGAAUAGGGAUUACGCCAUUUCUAAACAUUUUGCAGGAACUGGCUUGCGAAAACCGCCUCAAAACUCCAAAAAGCGUGCAGCUCGUGUUUUCGGUCAGGACAUUCCAAGACAUUAACAUGUUGCUUCCAGUAUCCCCUAUACUCUUUCGCCCGAUCCACAACUUAAAUCUUAAGAUUAAAGUUUUUGUCACUCAAGAAAAAAAGCAUUCCAAUGGACCAACAACACUAAAAGAGUACUUGGCACAGUCACAAGUUCAGACUAUUCAUGUUGGAACGGACGAGGACUUUUCAAGAUUCCAAAUUCUUGGACAUGAAAGUUUCAGACGCCUUGCUACUUUAGUUCUUGUAGCCUUGCUGACGUUUCUCGGAUUACUCAUCGGUUUAAGCCAUUUCUUUAUACCGAAUGAGCACAAGAAGCAUUCAAACUCUAUGAAAUUAGCUGCUUCAGGAACAAUGACGACAGCUAAAGAAAAGGUUCCUUCAUGGGUACCCGAUUUGGUUAUCAUUGUCGCUUACGUUAUAGCUAUGACAAUCGGUGGUUUAGCUGCAAUUAUCCUACAGUGGAGACGACAACGCAGAGAAACACUAAGAAUGACUAAAGAAGAAGUAAACCCACAGGGAAGUAACUUUACUGAGUCAACACCAAUUGUUCCUAUCGAGGAACAUGAGAUACAUAUCGGAGAAAGGCCCAAAUUCAAAGAGAUAUUGUCGGAGUUUGAGACGAGCUUGAGAGGAUGGUCAAGUAUAGGAGUGUUGGUAUGUGGACCGGAGUCAAUGAAAGAAGCUGUGGCGUCGAUAUGUCGCCAAAGGUUUCAGUGUUUUGGAGUAGAUGAUUCAAGAACAAUUCACAACAAGGUGAAUCUCAAUUUUCAUUCUCUUAAUUUCAGUCUCUAAUUUAAAAUAAUAUAUAAAGUUUGUAUCGUCAGUUUCUGGUUCUCAAUGCUUACAGUUUUAUUAUUUUGUGGUUUGUAUCUUUACUUUUGUGUCUGAAGUUUGAUCUUCAAGUUAUUUUGUUGUUUUUUUUUAAAUUUCAUAUCCAACAGUGUUAAGUAUAAAGUACUACUAGAGAUUGAUUUGCGUGACUGCGCGGCA
Brassica napus (rape) is the source of this 1389-nucleotide messenger RNA. RefSeq names its product ferric reduction oxidase 8, mitochondrial-like. Gene Ontology annotation, molecular function: oxidoreductase activity. Bases 46 to 1191 code for a protein of 381 amino acids. NCBI's taxonomy places the organism in Eukaryota, Viridiplantae, Streptophyta, Magnoliopsida, Brassicales, Brassicaceae. The record is from RefSeq and is a predicted model, not a curated record. The transcript is spliced from 4 exons. Gene Ontology annotation, cellular component: plasma membrane.